UUUAAAUUUUAUUUUCCAGAACAAACAAAUAAGUUAAAAUUUAAAAUGCAAGUUUUAUUUUGCAUCAACGUAAAGAGCAAAAUAUGAACGAAUCGUCAAAUAGCCGAGCUGCUUUAGCGUUUGGUUUACACAACAACGCUCUUGGGGGAAGUUUGCUUGUCAUAAAUGUGUUUAUCAUACUUUUAAACUUACUAGCCAUAAUUGUUAUUUGGAGACUAAAGCAUAAAAAAGCAAUCGAUAUAUACGUGUUAGCGUUAGCACUAUCAGAUUUUUGUAAAGGUUUAAUUCCUGUUCCAAUAACAGUUUAUAUUUAUCUAUCUGAGUGGCAUCUUGUUAACGAUAGUGACUUGUGUAAUUUUUACGGCUGGAUUGCAUUUACCACAAACUCUGGAUCAAUGCUUAUUUUAACUUUUAUGGCGUUUGAGAGGUAUUUAGCUAUUGUCAAACCUUUUACACAUAGAAACUAUGUAACCGAGAAAAAUGUUAUCUUAUCUGUGUUAACUGCAUUUGCUUUUACUGGAUUGCAUUCAGCUCUACCACUACUCGGGCUCGGUAGAAUGGUUUCAUAUUUUAAAGGUGCUUAUUGCCACUUUGACUACUCCAAUCACUCUAGUGGUACAAUUGCGUACUCCCUUUUUAUAGUGGUUUAUGGCUUCAGUAUGAAUAUUGUGGUAUUAAUCUCAUAUGUCAUUGUCUUUUAUAAAAUAAGAAACCUAAUACAACGUCAUCGAAAAAUGGCAAAUAAAAUUAAAAGAAAAGCUAAAUGGAACUUAAAAACAGAAAAAAUGUUUUCGUAUUUAACUGUUGUUCUAAUGGUCAUAUUUUCGUUUACAUGGCUUCCAUUUCUUAUUGUCGUCCUUUCUGUUCUUCUGGGCGCAAAGAAUCAAUUAGAAAAGUUAGAUUUGUUUGCAAUGAGAGUGGCAGUGUUAAACUCUAUGUUAAAUCCAAUUGCCUAUGCUACUUUAUGCAAACCCUACCGCAUUGGAGUGGUAUCUUUAUUUCGAAAAUGUUGCACGAAAAAGGGAUAUAUAAAUCCAGAAGAAAAAGAUCCAUGGACACGCAUUGAUAGCAUUACUAGAAAAAGAAAUGUAAGAACAGAAACAAUUUCGUCACUGUCAGAAGAUUUGACGCCAGAUGCUGAAAAAUUUGGGGAAACGAACCGAUCUCGAUUACCAUCGGAACUUGAAGAAAAUGAAAAACAGCGGCUGAUGUCAAAAAAACGAGAAAAACUGAUAAAGUUUCAGGAGGAGCUCAAAAAAGUAACUGAAGAUAGUGAAAGUACGCCUACAUUGUUAAGAAGUUACAGUAAAGAAACAAAAAUGGCAAAUGAUUCCGAUAGUUCUGUUACCGCUGUUUCGUUAAGCACUUGCGAAGAAGAAAGUGAACAUCACGGCAGCUUCACUCGUAGUAACAAAAGUUACAAAAAAAAUUUUUCAAAGCAGCAGAUGCAAUCGAUUGAAAAUAUUACACAGAGUGUUCAUUUGACUCUUAACAAAGUAGAGUGUGUUUCUACGCAUGAGGAAAAUAAACAUCUUGGUAAAUCAUUUUUUAAAAAGGCAGAUGUGACAUACGACGAAAGUACUAUGACAUCAGAUAAUAAUAAAAAAAAUAUCGAAACAAAUAAAUAUAAUGUAAAAUAUAAUAGCGAAAAAAAAAAAGAUGUGAAAGUAGAAAUAAAAAGCAAUGGUGAAGAGAGUUUGUCUACAAAAACAACAAGAUGUCAAACAAAAAAACAAGUUAAAGAAGAACAUAUAAAGGAAAAUUUAACAAAAUUUAAAAUAUCAAAUAUUGAAAAAGAGAGAAAGGAAAAAAAGAGUUUUGAAAAGAAUUCUUAUUCAGAAAAUAAAAGAUUCGAAUAUUUUAUAAAAAAACAUACAAAGAGUUUUCAAAAAAGCAAUGAUGAAAACGUAAGAACACUUUCUAUUUCAAAGGCAUUUGAUACUUGAAUCUGACAACACAUCGGGAUUUCAAAAUUGG
Molecule: messenger RNA, 1977 nt
Organism: Hydra vulgaris (swiftwater hydra)
Lineage: Eukaryota; Metazoa; Cnidaria; Hydrozoa; Anthoathecata; Hydridae
Product: prostaglandin E2 receptor EP3 subtype
Biological process (GO): G protein-coupled receptor signaling pathway
Cellular component (GO): plasma membrane
Molecular function (GO): G protein-coupled receptor activity
Source: RefSeq, a predicted model, not a curated record